Durusdinium trenchii is the source of this 1383-nucleotide messenger RNA. The record is from the annotation of a GenBank genome assembly. NCBI's taxonomy places the organism in Eukaryota, Dinophyceae, Suessiales, Symbiodiniaceae.
AUGGAAAUUGAUGUGGUCACCAUCACCGGCCCAAAAGUUGUGGAGCUGCGCCGCUGUCGGGCUGCUCCCUGUGGUGAUGGGGAGGCCUUGGUGGCAAUCAAGGCAGUUGGGGUCUGCGCCACGGACGUGGAACUUUUUGAUGGGACCAUGGGUUACUACCACAGUGGCCUGUCACGGUUCCCUUUGGUGCCGGGCCAUGAAUGGGCCGGUGAAGUCCUAGAGCUGGGGCCCAGAGUGCCCGAGCACCUCCGCGUUGGACAGCGCGUGGUGGGCGAGCAUUGUACAGGAUGCGAGCCGAUCGAAGAGGAGAUCAGUGCCAGGUGCCGCAUUUGCUGUCGGCCGGGGGGCUUGCUGCGCUGCCCACGACGGAAGGAGACUGGUUUCUUUGGACGGGAGGGUGCCUUUCAAACCGUCUUGCGCUUCCCUGCACGGCAGCUGCAUGUGCUGCCCCCUGAGACCCCGUGGGACCUGGCAGUCUUGGCCGAGCCAUUGGCCACCGCUUGCAAGGCAGUGAGGCUGGCAGACCUGGCGAAGGUGGACAACUCGCGUGUGGUGGUUGUGGGCGAUGGAGCUGUAGGUUUGCUGCUGCUCCAGCUCCUGCUGACCUCGUCUGCGCAGCGGCUGCGGGUCGCACUCCUGGGUGCGCAGGCGGCGCGCCUGCAGCGCGCCCAAGCGCUGGGUGCUGAGCUGGCCUGGGACGUCGCAGUGCCCGGGGUUCAGACGGCACUGACUGAGGAGGGCGAGCUGCCAAGCUUGGUCUUUGAGGCCGCGGGAACUCCGUCUGCCGUGAAGUUGGCUGUUUCGGUCUGUGCGCCGGGCGGAACCGUGGUGCUCUUGGGGCUUUCGGGGAACCUGCCGGUGGAGCUCUGCACGGAUAAAGUGGUGCUGCGGCAGCUCACGCUGCGGGGGUCGCUGUCCUCGGAGCCUGAGGAUUGGCUGCGGGUCCGGGAGAUCCUUUCACUCGGUUGCCUCACGAGCGUCGUAACCCACGUCUUCGAAGGGCUCCAGGCUUACGAGACCGCCAUAGAGCACGUGCGCCGGCCAGAGGCUUCGUACCCUCACAGAGCGCCACUCGACUCGAUGUUCCGCUUCGCCCUCCUCGCGGCGCUCUUCGCACUGAGCCGGGCCGAUUCGCAGGAAUUUUUGGGUGCGGCGGCGAAGAUCGAUGUCUCGGAAGGCCAGGCGAAGCCAGAGGUCCAGGUGACCAGCGAGGUCACCGACGCUUCAGCCGCUGCGGCUCGCGUGAGCGUCUCUGAGGCGAAGGAGAUUGACCUGAACGCUGUGGAGAACCCUUACCUUGCCACAGGGGCCACUGCGGAGUGCCUGGCACUGAUCUUCAUGAUUGUCGCCUGUGUGAUUUGCUACUUGGAGUGCUGCAAGUAA